CUUAGAUUGCUUAAUAUUAGGUAAGCAUGAACACUUCUGCUUAAGUCUUUCCACAGCCACAUCAGCUCCAAAGUUUACUGAAUUCCAUACAGAUGGUGAGGACGAGAGGUGUCCCACUUUACAAAUACUGCCAACAACAACAAACAAAAAUCUGAGAUUUGGAUCUUCUUCCCAGUCUUUAGUAGGCCUAUCUCUGAGACAAUGAGACAUCCUCAGUUUUCUAUAAAGAAAACUUGGAUUGAGAAAACCUUUUACAAACGAGAAUGUAUCCAUAUAUCUCCUGCCAAGGACCCAACCCGGUGCGUAUGUGGUUAUCUCAUGACUCAGCACCAACAAGUCACCAACAAGCCCUCAGAAGAGAACAAGCUUGUUCAAGUGGACCCACCUCAAGAGAAAUGGUUGGUGGUCAGACAUACCCAGACCGCCCCUACAGACGCAUAUGGUACCAUUGAAUUUCAGGGGGGAGGAUUUGUCAACAAGGCCAUGUAUAUCCGGGUGUCAUAUGAUACCAAACCAGACAGCUUGCUGCAUCUCAUGGUGAAAGAAUGGCAGCUGGAGUUGCCCACUUUGCUUAUAUCCGUUCAUGGUGGCCUCCAGAACUUUGACUUGCCACCCAAAAUAAAGCAGGUAUUUGGGAAAGGACUGAUCAAGGCUGCCGUGACUACUGGAGCCUGGAUCUUCACUGGUGGAGUUAGCACUGGAGUUAUCCGGCACGUUGGAGAUGCUUUGAAGGACCACUCCUCUAAAUCCCGUGGGAAAGUCUGUGCCAUAGGCAUCGCUCCAUGGGGAAUCCUGGAGAGCAAAGAGGAUCUAUUAGGGAAAGAUGUGACCAAACCAUACCAGGCUAUUUCAAACCCUUUGAGCAAGCUUGCCGUUCUCAACAAUAGCCACUCGCACUUCAUACUGUCCGAUAACGGCACAUGUGGGAAAUACGGUGCAGAGGUCAAACUGCGCAGACAGUUGGAGAAACACAUUUCCCUGCAGAAGAUUAACACCCGUUUGGGGCAGGGUGUACCGGUGGUUUGUUUGAUUGUGGAGGGAGGUCCAAAUGUGAUCUCCAUUGCUCUGGAGAGUCUGCGUGAAGAACCACCCGUGCCUGUAGUGGUUUGCGAUGGCAGUGGCCGAGCCUCAGACAUCAUGUCCUUUGCUCACAAGUACUCAGAGGUGGAAGGACUUGUAAAUGAAGACGUAAAAGAGCAGCUGUUAGUCACCAUCCAGAAAACAUUUAACUACAACAAGACCCAGUCAGGGCAGAUUCUGCUCAUGGUCAUUGAAUGCAUGAAGAAGAGAGAGCUGAUAACAGUCUUUCGAAUGGGUGCUGAGGGACAAGAUGACAUUGAAAUGGCCAUCCUCACUGCGUUACUGAAAGGCACAAAUGCAUCCGCUCCAGAUCAGCUGAGUCUGGCUUUGGCUUGGAAUAGAGUGGACAUAGCACGCAAUCAAAUAUUUGUGUAUGGACACAACCUACCGGUGAACUCUCUUGAGCAGGCCAUGAUGGAUGCUAUAGUUCUAGACAGAGUGGACUUUGUCAAACUACUCAUAGAAAACGGUGUAAACAUUCAUCAUUUUCUAACCAUCCCUCGAUUAGAAGAGUUAUACAACACUAAACUUGGACCUGCCAACACUUUACAUAUAGUAGUCAGAGAUGUUAAAAAGGUAAAGCUGCUAACAUUUGUUCUUUUGAUUUCAAAGGGGAACCUCCCACCAGAUUACCAAAUCACAUUGAUUGACAUUGGACUGGUGGUGGAGUACCUAAUGGGAGGGGCAUAUCGCUGUAACUACACAAGGAAAAACUUCAGAGCUCUCUACAACAACCUCUAUGGACUGAAGAGACCAAAAGCCCUGAAGCUUCUUGGAAUGGAGGAUGACGAGCCCAGACCAAAAGGUAAGAAGAAGCAGAAGAAGAAAAAAGAAGAGGAGGAGGAUAUUGACGUUGAUGAUCCCGAGGUCAGCCGCUUCCCCUACCCAUUUCAUGAGCUAAUGAUGUGGGCAGUGUUGAUGAAGAGGCAGAAGAUGGCUCUGUUCCUGUGGCAGAGGGGUGAGGAGGGCAUGGCUAAAGCUCUGGUGGCCUGUAAGCUCUACAAAGCCAUGGCUCACGAGUCUUCUCAAAGUGAGAUGGUGGAUGACAUCUCCCAGGACCUCGAUAACAACUCCAAGGAGUUUGGAACCUUGGCUUAUGAGCUUCUGGAUCAGUCUUACAAACAUGAUGAGCAGCUGGCCAUGAAGUUGUUGACCUACGAGUUAAAGAACUGGAGUAACUCCACAUGUCUGAAGCUGGCAGUGGCUGCAAAGCACAGAGACUUCAUCGCUCACACCUGCAGUCAAAUGCUCCUCACUGACAUGUGGAUGGGCAGCCUGAGAAUGGGCAAAAACCCUGGACUUAAGGUGAUACUUAGUCUCAUUUUCCCGCCUCUUAUCCUGCUGUUGGAUUUCCGUCUGGGUGAUGACAUGUCACAUCAAGUCUCAGCAGAUACUGAGGACAGGAUGGCCAAGGAUGAUGAUAACAAGUCCAGCCGGGAUGCCAAUGCAGAUGCAGUUUCUAAGAAAGGAGAUGAGGAAGAGGGCACUAAAAACAUGAGGCGGAUUCCUAUUGGCAGGAAAAUCUUUGAGUUCUAUAAUGCCCCUUUCACCAAAUUUUGGUUCAACACUAUUUCCUACCUUGGUUAUCUAAUGCUUUAUAAUUAUAUAGUCCUGGUGAAGAUGGAGCGCUGGCCCUCGUUACAAGAGUGGAUCGUCAUUUCAUACAUAAUCACUCUGGGCCUAGAGAAAGUCAGACAGAUCCUGAUGUCAGAGCCAGGAAAGCUCAAACAAAAGAUAAAUGUGUGGUUAGAAGAGUACUGGAAUAUCACAGACCUGGUGGCCAUCUCCACCUUCCUGCUCGGGCUACUGCUUAGGCUGCAGAAUGAACCCUACAUGGGCUACGGCCGUGUGAUCUACUGCGUGGGCAUCAUCUUCUGGUAUAUCCGGGUGCUGGACAUUUUUGGGGUCAACAAGUACCUUGGACCCUAUGUCAUGAUGAUUGGAAAAAUGAUGAUUGACAUGCUGUACUUCGUGGUGAUCAUGUUGGUGGUACUGAUGAGUUUCGGUGUGGCACGACAGGCCAUCCUCCACCCAGAUGAGGUACCAACGUGGCGCUUGGCCCGCAACAUCUUCUACAUGCCCUAUUGGAUGAUCUACGGAGAGGUGUUUGCGGAUUCGAUAGACCCCCCCUGUGGAGAAAAUUUAUAUGAUGAAGAUGGGAAAAAACUUCCACCCUGCAUUCCUGGAGCCUGGCUCACCCCUGCCAUCAUGGCCUGCUAUUUAUUAGUAGCCAACAUCCUCCUCGUCAACUUGCUCAUUGCUGUCUUCAACAACACCUUCUUUGAGGUGAAGUCCAUCUCCAACCAGGUGUGGAAGUUCCAGCGAUAUCAGCUAAUUAUGACCUUCCAUGACAGACCUGUGCUGCCUCCACCUAUGAUUAUCUUCAGCCACCUCUACAUCCUGUUCCGCAGACUCUGCUGCCGCUGUAGCAAGAAAAAAGAGGGAGAAUUGGAUGAGAAGGAUAAAGGAUUAAAGCUCAUUCUUACCCCCGAGGAGCUGAAGAUGCUUUAUGAGUUUGAAGAGCAAUGUGUGGAGGAAUAUUUCAGGGAGAAAGAAGAUGAACAACUGUCCUCAAAUGAUGAGCGUAUAAGGGUUACAAAUGAAAGGGUGGAAAACAUGUCCAUGCGCCUUGAGGAGGUAAAUGAGAGAGAGAACACAAUGAAGGCCUCCCUUCAGACGGUUGAUCUCCGUUUGUCCCAACUGGAAGACAUCCAUGGCCGAAUGGUGAAUGCCCUGGAGAGACUGGUGGGAAUAGACCACGCUGAACUGACCCGGGAACGGUCAACGGCCUCCUCUAUUUGUGACCCCUCCUCUCUCCAACGUCACAGCAGCAUAAACAGUGCUGAUGGCAAUGGUUUCAAGGUAGAGCAGCAUACAGACGAGUUAGGGCUGCAGAGGCCAAUAGUUUCUUCUAGAUACAAUAAGGAGGAAAUGGGCUUGGAAGAUGGCGAGAAGACAGCAGACAAUACAGAUAGACUGAUGAGUAACAAAGGUAAUCAGUUAAUAAUUGAAGAUGGGAUAACAAAGGAAAGAGAGCAAAACUCAGAAGGGACAACUGGCAAAGAGGGACAGCAAGAUGUAGAUCAGGUAAAACAGGAAGUCUGUAGCGAGACUGUUGAGGAAUGGGACAAAUGUGUGAAUACUGAAUUAGAGGGGACAAAGGAACCAGAAGGUGAUCCUGAAGGAGGUCUCGGAAAAGAAGAAAGACACGAGAAGAAGAAUGAAAAGGAUGAGAUGGCUAUGUAUGCAGGUGCCAGUGGUUGUGAAGUCCAAGAUGAGCAAAGUCAUCUGCUUCAGCCCAAAGAUACAGUAUUCCUCCAUGGAAGAUCUAAGAGCUGGUCCACAAAACCUUGCAAGUCCAUAGAAAACAGCUUGAAAAGGACCUAUGGAUCCAGCAGUGAGAGAGACCUUGUUGGAGCAUGUGGAGACUCUAUUGACUCUAUUGAACCUGGAAAGCCAACAGAGAAGACAACAGAGCACACAUCUUCACAUAAGCCAUAGAGUACAAAGAGCAAGUCCUAGAGUGAGUCCAAUAUAGCCCAACAGUGCCAGUCCACUUUUUCAGCCACCUUGGCUCCGGAAGUAUUUUUCCCAUUAAUUUCUUCCACAGGGAUUUUAUAAAAUCCUUCAUAAAAAGAGUUUUAAGCCAUGAACCAAACCAACCAGCUCAUCCCAUUUUUAAUAAUUGGCGGUAUGGAAUAUUUUACAGCCACAACCACACACACACAUACCUCUUUCCACCAUGUUGGUUAUGUCAGAGCCGCUUACCGGGGAAACUUUAGAAGCGAUCUCAAUACCGGCCAGCUUUUCCGAACAGUGAUCAAACUAACAACAUUAAUCCAUAACAAGCCCACAAACACACACAGCACAUUUUUGCUUACUAAAAGGCUGGAGCCAUUGUGCAAGUCCAAUGCAGAUGAAUGAGAAACAAGAUCAUAUAUACAUGUUUUGAAUCACAAUACACUAAGCCUAAGGAAUAAAGAACACUUACUCAAGCUGUUUAUGCCAAGAAAUGUCAGACUGCACAAAACAUAUAAAUAAACUUUGCUUAAGUCCAGCUCCCAUGACGGUGUAUCUUAUUCAAAAGUGAUCAACCCUAUUCCCUUCGGAGACCAUUACCCCCCACUGUGAGAGCUUUAGAUUGCUGAAAGGUGAUAACAGUCAACUCACUUUUUGAGUGAAUUUUAUUGGCAAAACUGUUUGGAAUGACCCUACGGCAUGGAUUAUGUUCCCUUCGACGUUCCCAGAGAUGGUAUGAUUAGUGAUAGUUAGAUCACAGCCGGAUGUGCUGAACAGUUGUAGGGUGUGUUCUCGUUCUAGAAAGCAUUUGAUUGAACAAGGUUUCUCAACCUCUUUGUGAUGUCAUGGAUGGUCUUUUUAGCCGGAAGAGAGAGACUGCAUAUCUUAAAGGGGUCAUAUAAUGCCAUUUUUGUACAAGUAAAUAUGAAUCUUUAGGGUCUAAAUGAAAACUUUGUAAUAUACUUUUAUUAAAAAUUCUCAUUAGUAUUUUAAGAAAACACUAAUUUUACCUGCUCAAAAACAGCUCUAUUUUCAGCACGCUGUUUCAGUGCUUAUGACUUUAAAUGAUAAUGAGCUUUGGUCACCCCGCCCCUCCGUUCUGGAGUUAUUCUCCGUAUAACUGUUUUUUUUGACAUUAGUUCUUAAUCAGUAACAUACAAGUAAACCAGGUGUAACUUAGUGUUACCAUGUUAACUUAACACCUGCGUACACAGUUUUUAAUAACACAAUAACCAUAACGCGUUGUUCAUUAUAAACGUGGGAUUAUGAAUUAUAUUGAGAACGUCGUAACGUUAUGGAAAACAUGCCGUAAUGUACCCUGAGUGUAAACAUUAGCCACAUUCAUUGUGAAGCGUGCAAGCGAUUUGCAAAGAUUAAUAUAAAGGUUAAUAAAACAUUACACUUACUUCUUCUGGAGGUGCAGAGGGAAUAUAAAUAGUUGGUACCGAAUCUUUUUUUCAGCAGCAGCUUCUUAAAACCAGCUUUAUACUGACCCUCGUUUAUAAAGCAGUCUGGUGAAAAAUCAUUCGCGCAAACAUGAAGGCAUUGACGUUGCUCGUGGGGAAUAUUCCCAUCGUAAACAAAACUCAGCCACUGCGUCUUCAGCGGUUCAGAUUUAGGAACAUCAAAAUGACUGCUGUGUUCGUUAUUACACCGAAGAACAGAACACCACAAUCGCUUAGGCGCCAUUCUGCUCCAGUGUUUCAACAAUGAUGACGGACUAUGAUUGACAGCUCGCUCACGAGCGAGGGCGGGUCUGUGUUGAAACACUGCUGUCAAUCAACAAUCCUGGGAGGGGCGUCCGACCGUGUGACGUCACACGGUCGAACGGUUCGAUUUGAGGCAGGGGAAAAUAUAUAAGGAGAUUAAAACAAAAACACUGGAUGGAUUUUUAUCAUAAUAGGAUGGUUGUGUACAGGCACAGCCAACACACAUUUCAGUACAAUCAACUUGAAAAAGUGCAUGUACCAUUAUAUGACCCCUUUAAGUGCUUAUAUCUUCGUCUUUGAAAGGUUUCUACACUUUGAUUGGAGUACACCAGUUGCAAAUUCAAUUGAUUGGACGUGAUUUGGAAAGGCACACACCUGCCUAUAUAAGGUCUCAUGGCUGAAAAUGCAUAUCAGAGCAAAAACCAAGCCAUGAGGUCAACGGAACUGCCUGCAGAGCACAGAAAUAGGUUUGUGUCAAGGCACAGAUGUGGGGAGGGCUAAAAAAAAUGGUCAGUUCCCAAGAAUACAGUAAACUCAAUAAUUCAUAAAUGGAAGAAGUUUUGAACAACCAGGACUCUUCCUAGAGCUGGCCGCCUGGCAAAACUGAGCAAUCGGUGGAGAAGGGCCUUGGUUGAGCUCGACCCAAUUCGAACACUGCUAGUGCCUACAGUGAAUUGCUGAUGUGCCAACAGCGAUAGAGUCAUCAUAAUUAGCUCUGUAUAUAAGUGCAACAGUCUACCAUGAACUCUGAGGUUGUUCAUCGAUGGAAUAUGCAUUUUUUGAAGCGAACAGUCUGUUAUUUCAACUUCAUUGUUUAAAAAUCCUGUUUAAUAAUGGAAUUCCUGGUGAAGAACUACAAUACCUAUGACCCAGCAGAGAAAGAUGCACCAAUCAGAGAUCCUUGCCCAACAAAGCCUGCCAAACAAGUCCAGCAGCGUGCCCACUUCCAUUAAGCACUCAGCAACCUAAAAUCAAUAGUUUUUUAUAUUUCCUUCAUUUUUUGUUUGUCAUUUUCAAUUACAUCAUUAGCAAUGCAUAAUGGGAUUGUAGUUCCUAUCAUGUGCAGAACAUCAGGAACACAGUCUUGUAACUUUGUCCUUUUGUCCUAUUUUCAAAUACUUUUUUGCUUCAAAUCCAAGUUUGUAAUGUUGUGAUUCACUUCUGAGCUGGUUGGUUUGUUUCAUGGCUUAUAACUAUUUUAUGAAGGAUUUUAUGAAAAGGCUUCUGUAGAAAAUACUUCUAUAACCAAAACGACUGAAAAGGUGGGUAAGCCUAAAACUGUACAA
Xyrauchen texanus (razorback sucker) is the source of this 7594-nucleotide messenger RNA. RefSeq names its product transient receptor potential cation channel subfamily M member 1-like. The transcript is spliced from 27 exons. Gene Ontology annotation, cellular component: membrane. NCBI's taxonomy places the organism in Eukaryota, Metazoa, Chordata, Actinopteri, Cypriniformes, Catostomidae. Gene Ontology annotation, biological process: calcium ion transport into cytosol; protein tetramerization. Gene Ontology annotation, molecular function: calcium channel activity. The record is from RefSeq and is a predicted model, not a curated record. Bases 202 to 4581 code for a protein of 1459 amino acids.